This is a messenger RNA of Lactuca sativa (garden lettuce), 1528 nucleotides long. RefSeq names its product putative sugar phosphate/phosphate translocator At3g11320. The record is from RefSeq and is a predicted model, not a curated record. NCBI's taxonomy places the organism in Eukaryota, Viridiplantae, Streptophyta, Magnoliopsida, Asterales, Asteraceae.
AUUUUUUCAAUUUUCUUUUUACCGUUACCGUGUUUUGUCUGCACUUCCUCGCGCCUUCUUCAACCCCUUCUUCUCUGCUCCUCAAAUCUCGAACAGCAUUGACUUCAAAUUCGCAAGAACACAUUAAAUCCCUAGCAGAUCCAUCACGUUUCUCGGUCAAAUCCUCACAAAAUCUCCCCAGAUCUCCUCGAUUUCAAUCAAAACCCUAAAUCCCUAUGUUAAACCCACACGAAAUCACUAAAAUCCACAAACCCUAGUUAGGAAAAACUUUAAUGAAGGGAGGCACGGGCCAGUGGUUUACGAUCGGGCUCGUGUCAUCAUGGUAUGCAUCGAACAUUGGAGUGCUACUGCUCAACAAAUACUUGCUAAGCAACUAUGGAUUCAAGUACCCGAUCUUCCUCACCAUGUGUCACAUGACUGCUUGUUCUUUGCUCAGUUACAUUGCGAUUGUUUGGAUGAAGAUGGUGCCUUUACAGCAUGUUAGGUCUAGGGCUCAGUUUAUCAAGAUCUCGGUGCUUAGUUUGGUAUUUUGUGCGUCGGUGGUUAGUGGGAACGUGUCUUUGAGGUAUUUGCCGGUUUCAUUUACGCAGGCAGUUGGAGCCACCACUCCUUUUUUCACUGCGGUGUUUGCUUAUAUUAUGACGGUGAAGAGGGAAGCUUGGUUGACUUAUUUGACGCUUGUACCUGUGGUAACCGGUGUUGUCAUUGCCAGUGGGGGGGAACCAAGUUUCCAUUUAUUUGGUUUUAUCAUGUGUAUUGGCGCCACAGCUGCAAGAGCAUUAAAGUCAGUUCUUCAAGGGAUAUUGCUGUCCUCUGAAGGGGAAAAACUGAAUUCAAUGAACCUUCUGCUGUACAUGGCGCCAGUAGCUGUAGUGAUAUUGCUUCCAGCAACAUUGUUCAUGGAAGACAAUGUGGUUGGGAUCACAAUAGCACUUGCAAGAAAAGAUGUCAACAUUGUGUGGUAUCUUCUUUUCAACUCUGCGAUGGCAUAUUGUGUAAAUUUGACCAAUUUCUUGGUUACUAAGCACACAAGCGCAUUAACUCUCCAGGUGUUGGGAAAUGCGAAAGGAGCAGUGGCUGUUGUGGUGUCAAUUUUGAUAUUCAAGAAUCCGGUGUCGGUAACAGGGAUGCUUGGAUACUUGCUCACGGUCUUGGGAGUGAUUCUGUACAGUGAAGCCAAAAAGAGGACCAAAUAAAAUCUUCUUCUUUCUUCUUUUUCUCGACUCUGGAUUCUGGACUGUACACUCCUGGCUGUGCGAGGAUUGUACAGUCCAGACCAAAUUUUAGCUUAUUCUUUUUGGGAGGACAAAGAAAAGCAAAAACAAAAACAAAAACAAAAACCAACUUUUAGUAAUGAUUCAUCGUUCAUGUAUUUUCCAUGAUUUUUGGGUUUGGACUGAUGAAAAACAAACACAAUCAUGUUUUCCAUUUGUAUCUUGUGAUGUGAUUAUGAUGAUUAUACAUACAUACGGUGCUUGAGUUGUAUAAAUACUUUACCAUAUCAACCAACAUAAAUGCUUCAACUUUA